CGUACACAUAGUCUACAAAAAAAUUAAGGUAUUCUUUACAAGGCAUUAUUUUGUAAGGCUAAAAACAAUGUUUUUUUUCCAUUGACUUCUAAAACUGGAAGAUCUCUCUCAUAUGCAGGAGAUAGUCCUUCAAUAACAAAAGCAACAUUUAGCGAAACUUUAGUAAACAACUAAAUGUUAACUAAAGUUAACGUUUAGUUAACUUAUGUUAACAAGUGCAAAGCAUUUUUUACAGUACUUAGUCAUUUAUCUUCCUGUAAUGUCUUGCUUGUAGACUAAGUGCCAUUUAUCUUCCGGUAAUGUCUUGCUUGCAGACGUAAGUUUUAUUUUUAAGAAGAAAGUUUAGCCACUAAAGUACAGAUUCUUGCCAGCUUUGAGGAUUAGUCUGGGUUUUGACUCUCCUGUCCAAACAUUUAAUAGUUAGUAAAAUCAGAAUAGUAUGAGGUGAGAUUAUUUUCUAAGUUGGUAAAUGUUACUAUUUUAAAUUUAAUAUCAUUAUCAAGAACUAUGACAUGCUACGAUUAUCUACGUGUAUGAAGGAAAAAACUGUGCAGGAGAGAGCAUGAAGAGAUAUUGCUCCAGAAGUGCCCCACACAUGGAAUUCUCAUUCUUUUUUGGCUCUGGAGUAAAACGAAAACAAUUAUAUUUAAAUUUUGUUCAUUGAGCAUCAUAUUCUACACUUAGACACAGUCAUUGGAUGUCUGCAGCUUACGAUUUUUCCUCUGACUUUCAGACGUUGAGUAUUACUUGGGGAUGGCGAUAUGCUUCUCUAGUAACAGCAGGCAUUUUUAUGCGAGAGGCUGGGUGAAUAGAUAAAGCUUCUCCUGUGUGGAGCUGAGACGGCAGCUGCCAGACUGUCAGUGCUUGGCCGACAGCAGGGCCCGCGUUUCUCGCACCGCGCCUCUCGCUGCGAAGGGCAGGCCGCUCGCCCGCCCCCGGGACUACAGCUCCCGGCGGUCUUCGCGGCGGCGCGACAGCAGCGCGGAGUCCGAGCGGCUCACGCAGCAUAGCGGACGCGCGCGCGUGAGGCGCCUGUGCGUCCGGGCAGCGGGAUGUGUGAGAGGAGCUCUCGUCGUCUCGAGCGAGCGAGACGCGACGCUGGAGCGGUGAGGUCCCGGCCUCGCCGCCCGCAUGGAGCUGAGCAGCGCAGAGGCGGUGUCCACCCGGUUCCUCGGCCUUACUCAGCGCUCAGUCUCUGAAGAUCUUGGUUGCAGACGUGGAGAGUUUAGCAGGAAGCACUAUGGAUCCGUGGAGCUUCUUAUAUCUAGUGAUGCUGAUGGAGCUAUUCAAAGAGCUGGACGAUUCCGUGUGGAAAAUGGCUCCACUGAUGAGAUUGCAGGCUACACUCCAGGUACAUGGCACAGGACAGAUGUGCAUUUGGAAAAUCCAGAGUAUUAUACAAGAUGGUAUUUCAAAUACUUUUUGGGAAAAGUUCAUCAAAAUUAUAUAGGUACAGACUCAGAGAAGAAUCCUUUCUUUCUGUCUGUUGUACUUUCUGACCAAAAUAAUCAGCGUGUUCCUCAAUACCAUUCAAUUCUUUGGAGAAAAACGGGUACUCAGAAAAUAUGUCUCCCUUACAGUCCCACAAAAACAUUAUCAGUGAAAUCUAUAUUAAGCGCAAUGAGUCUUGAGAAAUUUGAGAAGGGACCAAGGGAAAUUUUUCAUCCUGAUAUACAAAAGGAUUUAUUGGUUCUUGAAGAGCAAGAGGGAUCUGUGAAUUUUAAAUUUGGAGUCCUUUAUGCUAAGGAUGGGCAGCUUACAGAUGAUGAAAUGUUCAGCAAUGAAACUGGAAGUGAAAGCUUUCAAAGAUUUUUGCAUCUCUUGGGUGACACGAUUACUUUGAAAGGCUGGACUGGCUACAGAGGGGGACUGGACACAAAAAAUGAUACAACAGGAACGUUUUCCAUCUAUACAGUUUACCAAGGGCAUGAAAUUAUGUUCCAUGUUUCAACAAUGCUACCAUAUUCUAGAGAGAACAAACAGCAGGUAGAAAGGAAGCGGCAUAUUGGAAAUGACAUUGUUACUAUCGUAUUUCAGGAAGGAGAAGAGACUGCUCCAGCAUUCAAGCCAUCCAUGAUUCGCUCUCAUUUUACACAUAUUUUUGCCUUAGUGAGAUAUAAUAAGCAGAAUGAUAGUUACAGGCUAAAAAUAUUUUCAGAAGAAAGCGUUCCUCUCUUUGGGCCUCCACUUCCAUCUCCACCUGUGUUUACAAAUCACCAGGAAUUCAGGGAUUUUGUUUUGGUGAAAUUAAUAAAUGGGGAAAAAGCCACCUUGGAAACACCAACGUUUUCUCAGAAACGUCAGCGCACUCUAGACAUGCUGAUCCGCUCUUUAUACCAGGACCUGAUGCCUGAUCUACACAAGAACAUGCUGAACAGAAGGUCCUUCAGUGAUGUGUUACCAGAGUCCCCAAAAUCAACACGGAAGAAGGAGGAAGCUCGGCAGGCAGAAUUUGUCAGACUUGGUCAGGCACUCAAACUGAAAACUGGUGUGAAAGGGGAUACACCAGCUACCUUGGCAACUACAAGCUUUUGUAAAAAGGAGCCUUGGGAGUCACAGUCUUUCUGCAGUAAUUUUCCUCAUGAGGUCGUCUGUGCAGAUUCUUGGGGCAAGUCCUUGCUGGUUUCUACAGAUGCUGGCGUCUUGUUAAUAGAUGAUGGUCAAACCGCUGUUCAAGUAUUUGAUAAAACUCUGCAAAUAAAGCAGAUGCAUGUGUUGGAAGCUCUGGAUUAUUUGAUUGCCCGAACAGACAAAGGGAAAGACUCCCGUCUUCUUGUCUUCAGAUUGAGUUCAGUCCAGAAAGAUAUAGAAACAAAGCAGGUGAUAAGAAGCAAAUAUGACUGCAGAGAAAAUAAAUUGGAGAGAACAAAAGGCUGCCAUUUAUAUGCCAUUAAUACUCACCAUGGCAGUGAACUGAGGAUUGUUGUGGCUAUUCGGAACAAACUACUUCUAAUCACAAAGAAAUACAAUCCAUGCAACAGUUUAACAGGCAGCUCUCCAUCUCCAGUAGAGGAGUUCCAAUAUAUCCGGGAAAUAUGCCUUUCUGACCCUCCAGUGGUUAUGACGCUAGUUGAUGGACCUACUGAAGACAGUGACAAUAUGAUUUGUGUAGCUUAUCGGCAUCAGUUUGAUUUAGUUAAUGAAAGUACUGGGGAGUCCUACAGACUGCAUCAUAUUGAAGCAAACAAGGUUAAUUUUGUUGCAGCUAUUGACGUAUAUGAAGAUGGUGAAGCUGGUCUACUGUUAUGUUAUAACUAUGUUUGCCAGUAUAGAAAGGUGUAUCCUUUUAAUGGUGGUUCUCCACUGAUCCAGCCAUCAGCUUAUGAUUUUCACUUUUGCUGGAAUCAAGUUCCUUAUGCCGUUGUCUGUGCUUUCCCUUACAUACUUGCCUUCACUACUGAUUCCAUUGAGAUCCGUUUAGUGGUGAAUGGAAACUUAGUCCACACAGCAGUUGUGCCUGAGCUUCAACUUGUAGCAUCAAGGUCGGAUAUUUAUUUUAAAGCUACUGCUGCAGUAAGCGGAUCAUCUCAUAGCAAUUCUAAGGAAAUGAGUUCAAGGAGUUCACCUCAAACACCUACAGCUUAUGACAUGUCAGAAUGUUCUCUUUCUUCUUCAGAAGUUUCAGGUGAAGUUACAUGUAAAAACCUGUAUAAAAUUCCUCUUAGUAAUCUGGUAGGGCGAAGCAUUGAACGACCUCUGAAGUCACCUUUGACUCCUAAAGUCGUCACUACUCCAACAUCCAGUGGCAUUACCUCUCUUCCUGUUACUCACUCACUAUCCUUAUCUCGCAUGGAAAUUAAAGAAAUUGCAAACAGAACACGUAAAGAAUUGCUGGGCCUCUUGGAUGAGCCUAUUCCCAAGACAGAAGGUGCACAGAAGCAAAAAAAGAUUCCUCGAAGACAGUCAGACCCCAAGCAGGGAGCAGUAAGAUCAACUAGUAGUGACAGAAUAAUUUCAGCCUCUUUCGAAAGCUAUUCUGAGGGUCGUCAUCUUUCCACUAGUUCAGAUCCUGAUUCUGUAGCAAACAGGGAGGAGAGCUCACCAUUUAGCUAUCCAUUUCAUCUGACUUCUUUAUAUGAUGAAGACAUCAUUGACUUGAAGUGAAGACAGACAAGACUGUUCCUUACUUCACCUUUUCUUACAACUCUGUGAGCUCUGUAGGAAUGUCACAAACAGUGCUUCUAGUGGUAAAAUGUGGCUGGAAGUAUUGGUGAUUAAUCUUUAUAGGUCUCAUGUUGUUCUGGCUUGCUUAGCCUGGUUUGGUGAUGCUUGCAUCUUUGACGUCUGUAUGUUUUCUUAUUUCAGUUAAUGAACCAUUACUUUUCUGUGGUAUUUUAAAGGUAGGUUAUCAAUGAGAGCUUUAGGCUGAAAUUUGAAAAUUUGAAGUAAAUAAAAAGUAUUACUUAUUCUGAGCUACCUGAAGUAGCAUUCCACAAAGUUAAUUGGUGUUACUAAUGUUGUGAGUUGUUUUACAGCAGAGUGUGCAAUGUAGGAAGAAGAAUUUUUUAAUGAAAAUCACUCCUUUUGUUGUUUUUUUUAAUCUUAAAAAAGCCAAAAAAAAAAAAAAAAGCUUCUAGGCAAGAUCUUCUCAAACAGUGCAGUCUGUCCUUGAAAUGAUGCAGCUGUUUUUUGUUCAAUGAAGAAUCAAGAAUAUUCUAUAAAGAUCAGGUGACAUAUUAACAUGCUGUUUUCUCUGACCUGUGUACAUAUUUUUAGAGGAACUUGAAAACUGUUUCAGCAUUAAGAAUCUUUGAGCAGAGGAAAUUUUAUUAAACAAACAAACAAACAAACAAAAAAAACACAAAUCUUCCUUAAAAAUUUUAAGUCAAAAUUAUACUUACUUCUCCAUCUACUGGAACAACUUUUCUGUGAUGCACCUUCAGAUUUCCUCACUACAGGCAGAAGCCACCCCCUAAUUCUGACUAUAGAAAGAUUCCUUUGCAGGCAUCAAAAUUUGUUGUUUGCUCUUGUACCAACAAUAGAAGUCACUGCUUCAGAUAAAUGUUUUUCUAAGUGGACCAGACUAAAAUUUUACUGCUAGGAAACUAGUUUUCUAUGAUGAAAUAGCCAUAUAAAAUUUUUUGUUAAUGGACAAAAUUUCACCAUUAAGCUUGAUUAUUUUUUAACCCUUCCCUCUCUGCCAAAAAGUCAAUUUUAAACGGUAUUUUGAAAGAGUUUGCUGUUUUUCACGAAAACGUGAUGUUUCCAGGCUUUUUAUGUAGAAAGAUGUGGGCUUUAUUAACAGGUAUUUCUUGCUGCUUAUGUAGACAUAAUUCUGUAUCCUUGAUUUUUAUUUUUUUUUAAUGUGUAGUAUAUGUAAGCAUGACCAUCUGGUGAUUUCCACCUUUUGCUUCUGCCUGUCUGAAUGUGAAACUUUUUGCAAAAUUUUUCAUGCCCUGCUUAUUGUAUUAUGAUGGAUUAAUAUCUCCACCUAAGAAAAUAUGCAAGGCCGUAACUUAAAAGAAUCACUUCUUUUUCUUGAUCAAGAAAAGAAGCAAUAAUUUAAGCAGUACUUUGUUCAGGAGCAGAAGCAGUAUUAAUCAAUGACUGCUCAUAUUUUUUUAGUAUUUGGGCAAUCAUGGAUGUGUGGGGUGAGCCUUAAUAAACUUCUGAAAGGAAGUGCCACCUUAAAGUCUUUGCAGGAGCUUGUAAUUCUGUUUCAGAAUUGACCACAGUCAUUUACCCCAACCUAUUUAUCUUGUCAGUUGAGGUUUAAGAACAAUUGAUCUGGAAUUAUCAUAUGGUCCUUAUCCUUCUGGAAGCUGUGAACACUUCUGCGGACUUAAUGAAUCCACUUUAGGAGGCACUGUUUGCACUUAGAUAUUUUUAGAAAGCAGAAGCAUCACCUUUUUCAGUACACAAAUUUCUGUGUGUAGUACUUAAUUUCUUUUGUGUGGGUGUUUUUGAAGUCUGUACCAGUUUGCUGCAAAACUCAGGCUUGAUUUAAAAUAAUAUUUUAACUGGAAACAUUGCUUAGUGAUUUUGGAAUAUCACAUCUUCAAUGUACUGCAGAAGUUCACUUCUGUUAUUCUAGCAUGAUUUAAUGAGUGAAGAACCUGAACAAACAUGUUCAGGUAUACCUUGAAAAGACAUGGAAAGACCCUUAUAGAUGGAGCACUGUAGAAGAAUAGAGAGAGCCUGGCAGUACCUGACCCUUGCCUGUGGUGGUAGGCAGAAUGAUAAAGAUUGGUAUUUGUGUCAAACCAAGAUGUGACUAUACAUAGAUAGGGUAUAAGGCAAGAGUUACUUUCUUUAAGCACAACCACAACAGCGUCAACAGAGAGAAGCUUUGUAGUUCUGCCUGUAAUAGCAGCAUUGAUGACAUUUAGCCAAAACUAAAAAGUGGCAAAAGGAUUGUAAGGGAUAUAGCAUUUACAUUUUAUGCAAGACAAAAAAAUAAAAAGACUAGCUUCAUGGUAUUUAUCUGGAACAAGAUAUUGGAAUAGUUUGAAGAUGGAAACAUAGUUCCUGUGUCAACUCACUUGUCUUAACCCUGCCUCUACUGACCUGCCAGCUGAAUUUUAUGAUAUGGCUUAACUUAAUGGGUCAAGUGUUACGUAAGUCACAUUGGAAACUACCAGACCUAAAAGACUUAAUACUUAUACAGGACAGGCAAGAUCUGAACAGUGGAAAAAUUACCUGUCUCCAUUCCUAAAGUAUGUAGUGCCUUAACAAUACCAUUUUUGCUUCUGUAAUUAAUCAGUAUGCCGUAUAGGCAUGCAAGAAUAAUAUUAGACCUAGUAAAAGGAGAUGAAGAAGUCAGGCAAUGCUGUUUUUUAAUAUUAAUCCUAGAUGUGAUAAGUA
This is a messenger RNA of Phasianus colchicus (ring-necked pheasant), 6804 nucleotides long. The record is from RefSeq and is a predicted model, not a curated record. NCBI's taxonomy places the organism in Eukaryota, Metazoa, Chordata, Aves, Galliformes, Phasianidae.